Messenger RNA from Hyposmocoma kahamanoa, 1449 nucleotides. RefSeq lists its product as uncharacterized. Bases 79 to 1302 code for a protein of 407 amino acids. The transcript has a single exon. Lineage: Eukaryota; Metazoa; Arthropoda; Insecta; Lepidoptera; Cosmopterigidae. The record is from RefSeq and is a predicted model, not a curated record.
CACAACUUCAGUCGGUAAUGCGCAAGAGCACGAAGUGAGUGUAUUUUUAGUGGUCAUAUUCAAUUAAACAAGUGCGUAAUGCGUUUGGAAAAGUGUGUGUUACUUUGCGCAGUUAUAGCGCUAUGUAUUGUAGAUCCAAUAAUAGCAAGAAAAAGUUCGGGUUUUGCAUCACGUGGCGGCAGUCACAGCUACCCCAAAUCUGGUAGUGGACUGUCUGGUAGUGGUGGUCAUAAUUAUCCUCACUCUGGAGGACUUUCUGGUGGCGGACAUGGUUACCCUUCACCUGGUGGAGGUCACGGAUAUCCGCCUUCUGGUGGUCUAUCGGGACACGGAACAGGAAAUAAAUAUCCCUCGCAUGGAAGCAAUCCGGGAUACCCACCAUCCCCUGGUUUGUCAGGUAGUGGCAGCCAUGGAUAUCCACAACCUGGAAGUGGUAGUGGGUUAUCAGGAGCAGGCCACGGAUAUUCACAAAGACCACCAAGCUACCAUUACAAUCCUCCAAAACAAAUUAUUUACACGCCUACUCAUGGUAAACCAGUAACAUAUCCAGUGUACCAAGGUACACCGCCGACUUACGUGUACAAGUACAAGGACUCUGGAAGCAAGUACGGUACUCUCCUGGCUGGUCUUGCUCUGAUGAAUCUUGGAACGCUAGGCGUUGCGGCUUACGCCCUUCACAAUUCAAAUCAAAAUCAUGGAGGUCACAGUUACCAGGCAACGCCAGGCGAGGUUUGUAAACUUGGCAUAAGGAAAGACAACGGCGAUUAUGAGGAAACUAGGAUAGAUUGUCAAGUGAUAUCGGGCAUUAUUUUGAGUUCCGAGGCGGAAAAGAAAACUAAUGGUCAGAACAGCACUGUCGUCACUACGACUACCGUCACAAACGUGACGACUAUAAACGGCAAUGUAAACGGAACAAACACAGCAACUGUGGCGCAGUCCGAAAUUCUUUAUAGAAUGUUGCCUAAUGGUACUCUAGUGCCCGUCAAUGGAACAACUCCGGCCAAUGUAACGACUCAAGACGUUCCGGCCAAUAAUAACGCGACGUCUGUUGUAACAACUACAGUCACCAAUACAACAACAGUGACAAACGCUUUAGAAGUAAAGGGAGAUCCAGUUAAAGUUACAGAUGGCAUGAAAUGUGUUAUCAUGAAGACAACGCCUGUGUCAAAGAUGGAAAAGACAAUUCCGUGCAGUGUGCUGCAGCAGUAUGCGACUCAGUCAUUGAAGAAAAACUCGGCCGUCCGAAACGUGCCCGCUUUCACGAUAAUGGUGGUGGUCUUCGCAGGGUUCAUGAUAUAUUAACGAAAGCAGUUCAAUUUUAAGAAGUGCCAAGUGGAGUGAUUUAGCAGGGUGAAGUGUUACAACCAAACGAAAAAAAUAUGCCUGAAUUAGUUAUUCCAUUUUCUCACUUCAACAUUAGUCAUUUAACAUUGUGUCUUUAUUUGCAUU